AUGUCCAAGUUUGCCAGCUUCGUCGCUCCCAACGAGCCAGCCGACCCUGCCCCUAAGGGUAUCCUGGCGACAGCACGCCAGGCAUGGAAAGACCUCUUUAUCUGGAACCAAAGGGCCGAAGUCAUUAAUGAGUACGGGGAGGCCCGAUACGAGUGGCAGAAGCCUGAACCGUUGAAGAAUCCCAUCAGCCUCUUCGCGCAGCUGUCCGCUCGCGACUGGCUGUUCUUCCUUGUGGGCCUCGCAGCAUGGACCGCUGAUGCCUUCGACUUCCACGCUCUCAGUAUCCAGACAGUCAAACUAGCCGCAUACUACAAGCAGUCAAACACCUCCAUUUCGACAGCGAUCACCCUCACCCUUCUGCUGCGCUCUAUCGGCGCCGCUUUCUUCGGCCUCGCAGGUGACAAGUUCGGCCGCAAGUGGCCCAUGGUUAUCAACAUGAUCGUGCUCGGCGUGCUUCAGAUUGCCACCAUCUAUAGUGCAACCUUCAACCAGUUUCUCGCAGUCCGGAGUCUUUUCGGCCUCUUUAUGGGCGGCGUCUACGGCAAUGCCAUUGCUAUGGCUUUGGAAAACUGCCCGACUAAUGCGCGCGGUCUCAUGUCCGGCAUUCUUCAACAGGGCUACUCGCUCGGCUAUGUCUUCGCCGCAUGUGCUAACCUCGGCGUCGGCGGCUCUACUGAGUCCUGGAAAAUUGUCUUCUGGAUUGCAGCAGGCAUCUCUAUAGCCGUCGGCUUUAUCCGCAUGCUCUUUCCCGAAUCAAAGCAAUUCAUCGAGGCCAAGAAGGCCGGCAAGCAGAAGAACCACACGCCUGGCCAAUUCUGGGUCGAAACCAAGAAGAUGCUAGCGACAGAAUGGAAAAUGUGUAUCUACUGCAUCAUCUUGAUGACCUGGUUCAACUACUACAGCCACACGAGCCAGGAUUCCUACACGACGUUCAUGCGCACGCAGAAGGAGCUUAACAACGCGCAGGCUAGCCGCGCCUCCAUCCUUAUGAAGGUCGGCGCGUGUGUCGGCGGCACAAUUAUCGGCUACCUCUCCCAGUGGAUCGGCCGGAGGCGUGCUAUCAUAGGUGCGGCGCUGAUCAGCGCCUGCAUGAUCCCAGCCUGGAUCCUUCCGGAGGGCGAGCGCAGCUUGUCUGCUUCGGGCUUCUUCAUGCAGUUCUUCGUUCAGGGCGCGUGGGGCGUCAUUCCUAUUCACCUCAACGAACUCUCGCCGCCUGCGUUCAGGUCUUCUUUCCCUGGCAUAACCUACCAAAUCGGCAACAUGAUCUCUUCUCCAAGCGCCCAAAUCGUCAACGCCAUCGCCGAGGCCAUCAGCAUGCGCUCCUCCCACGGCAAAGCCGUUCCUUCGUACGGCCCCACCAUGGGCAUUGCGACCGCUAUCAUUGCCCUCGGCAUCGUUGUCACUACUGCAUUUGGCCCGGAGAAGCGCGGCAGGCAUUUCGAGCUGGCGGGCGCGGCAGGCGCGGCGCAUGUGGCGCCUGAGGGGAAAGAUGUUGAGGAUAGGUUGGCGUCUGUGGGGUCGAAGGGUCAUGCUGAGCAGAUGGAGCUGGAUGAGAAGCGGUGA
This is a messenger RNA of Coniosporium apollinis CBS 100218, 1563 nucleotides long. RefSeq lists its product as uncharacterized. Gene Ontology annotation, biological process: transmembrane transport; carboxylic acid transport. Lineage: Eukaryota; Fungi; Ascomycota; Dothideomycetes. Gene Ontology annotation, molecular function: carboxylic acid transmembrane transporter activity. Gene Ontology annotation, cellular component: plasma membrane. The record is from RefSeq and is a predicted model, not a curated record. The transcript has 3 exons. Bases 1 to 1563 code for a protein of 520 amino acids.